Eptesicus fuscus (big brown bat) is the source of this 1584-nucleotide messenger RNA. Its product is annotated as nuclear respiratory factor 1-like. Gene Ontology annotation, molecular function: DNA-binding transcription factor activity, RNA polymerase II-specific; RNA polymerase II cis-regulatory region sequence-specific DNA binding. The record is from RefSeq and is a predicted model, not a curated record. Bases 1 to 1584 code for a protein of 527 amino acids. The transcript has 2 exons. Gene Ontology annotation, biological process: regulation of transcription by RNA polymerase II. NCBI's taxonomy places the organism in Eukaryota, Metazoa, Chordata, Mammalia, Chiroptera, Vespertilionidae. Gene Ontology annotation, cellular component: nucleus.
AUGACGUGGCUCUUCUGUGGCCCGCUGCUGUUGGGACUCCUCUCCUACCCUGAUGUCCUGACAGCAGCUAUGAACUCUGCCUGGCGACGCAGCCGCUCGGAGUGGAUCUACAAGGAGGAGCGCGGAGCGACCCAAACCGAACACAUGGCUCCCACCCAAGCCCAUGCGGUGGCCCAGCAAGGACAGCAGGUCCCUGUGGCCACCUACACUGACCACAGGAUGCUGACUGCUGAUGAAGACUCGCCUUCCUCUCCAGAGGACACCUCUUACGAGGACUCCGAGAUACUCCACUCCACAGCCGCUGACGAGGUCACAGCCCAUCUGGCUGCUGCCGGUCCUGUGGGGAUGGCUGCCGCUGCUGCUGUGGCCACAGGGAAGAAACGGAAUCGGCCUCACGUGUUUGAGUCUAAUCCAUCCAUCCGGAAGAGACAGCGAACACGCAUGCUUCGGAAACUUCGAGCCACAUUAGAGGAAUAUACGACUCGAGUGGGACAGCAAGCUAUUGUCCUCUGUGUCUCACCCUCCCCGCCCACCCCGGUGUUUAAAGUGUUCGGUGCGGCGCCGUUGGAGCAGGUGGUGCGUAAGUACCAGAGCGCGAUCCUGGGCGACCUGGAGUGCGCCCUGGCGCAGCACGCCCCUGGGCCGCAGGAGGGGAACCCGGAGCUGCCGCCGCUCGCCAUCGACGGAAUUCCCGUCUCUGUGGAUAGAAUGACCCAGGCCCAGCUUCGGGCAUUUAUCCCAGAGAUGCUCAAGCACUCCACGGGUCGGGGGAAACCAGGUUGGGGCAAAGAACGCUGCAAGCCCAUCUGGUGGCCUGAAGAUAUCCCGUGGGCGAACGUCCGGAGGGAUGUCCGCACAGAAGAGCAAAAGCAGAGGGUUUCAUGGACCCAAGCACUCCGGACCAUAGUUAAAGACUGUUAUAAACAGCAUGGGCGGGAGGACCUUUUGCACGCUUUUGAAGAUCAGCAAACCCAAGCGCAGGCCGCAGCCACACACAGUGUAGCCCAUCUCGUUCCAUCACAGACCGUCGUCCAGACCUUUCGGAACCCUGAUGGCACCGUCUCCCUUAUCCAGGUUGGCACAGGGGCAACAGUAGCCACAUUGGCUGAUGCUUCGGAGUUGCCAACCACAGUCCCUGUUGCCCAGACGAAUGAUUCUGCUGUGGCAGACGGAGAGGUGGAACAAAACUGGGCCGUGUUACAAGGAGGUGAGAUGACCAUCCGGACGACACAAGCUUCAGAGGCCACACAGGCAGUGGCAUCAUUGGCAGAGGCCGCAGCGGGAGCUUCUCAGGGGAUGCAACAGGGAGCUACCGUCACCGUGGCGCGCAACAGUGAGGCUGUCGCCACAUUGGCCGAAGCCACCUUGCAAAGCGGGGGACGCAUCGUCCUGUCUGGGGAAACCGCAGCAGCCGUUGCAGCACUCACUGGAGCCCAAGACGCUAAUGGACUGGUCCAGAUCCCUGUGAGCCUGUACCAAACUCUGGGAACCAGCCUCACCCAAGGCAACGGGCCCACCAGGACAGCAGGCAGCACAGUCAGCACGGACGGCCAGGCGGUGGAAGUGAUGACGUUGGAACAGUGA